CAAAACCAUCUAUGUAGAAAAGGACUCGCAGACCUUCGCAUGCCAUGGCGGGCAAAGUGUAUGCUGAAGAAAGUGUUGUCGGGCCUGUCGACAACCUAGCAACUGAGGGCACAGUAGCUGAUGAGAGCGGACUUCGUGUGCGUGCUGCUCCUUCUCACACUAGUGGGCCAUCGCCGCCUUUGACUCCAUCGACUUUUCCACGUCCAAGUGUGGAAAAGGGGAAUCGAGUCCUGAAGCACUUGACCACGAAGAUCGCAAAACGUGAAGUCUUGGGGUAUAGUCAAUUGAAACUUCAGGAGUCGGCCUAUGACAAUGCUUAUUUGCUGCCGCUCAUAUCAUCACGCUUCUUUGGACGAUCCUUUUUCCUUUUGGUGGUGAACUUCAUCCUGCAAUAUUGCAUUGCCUUCUUGCUCUACAGGAGGACAACUCUGACAAACCAGCUUCUCACAGAGAAGUUGUUUGGUCUUACGGGACCCGGGGCAGGUCGGGCUGGAGUUUGUUGGUAUCCGGAGCAACAUAAUAGAAAGGUGAUUAUGUGUACGCCUGAUGAAGUGUUUUUUUGCCGCAGACUUCACACGCUUGGACCUGACAAGCGAUGGCAUAUGGACGUUUGAGGAAGCUUUGGUGCUGGACAAUGCCCAUGCACGUAGCAACAACAGAAGAGUGAAUAUGACACAGGUCUACAAGAACUUGAUUUAUCAGAUCAGGUCUUACGCUGGACCUCGGGUCGUUGGGUGUGACAUUCUCGAUGAAAUUGAAGCCUUUGACCAAAACCUCGGCUUUUGGAAAACGGCUUGGAUCUGGAAUGUCACAAGUAGCGAGAAUGUUGUGGUGACCUAUUCCAAUCCACCAACAAGUGCAUCGAAAGCUUACAUUCACAAACGGUACACGAGAAAGAAACUUGAUGAUAUCAUUUAUGCCUGCAGCAUUCCAAAGUGUGUUGACAUGGACAACGGUGCUACUGAUAGAACGGAAGCCACCUGCGCGGAAUACAAUGGUUAUGAUGCUUGUGGGGGUAGCUGGGAUGACGAGGAUUUUAACGUGACGGAAUUGUGCUGCACGUGUGGUGGCGGCUCUCGGAGUCAACAGUUGACAGGCUUUGGCCACCUCCCUGUUUCUUUGCCUUUGGAAGAUGUCAGCAACCUACAAGCCUUUCGGCUUUGCAUGCAAAAGGCAAAUCUUCCACUGCAGCAAGACCAAUGCAUCAUCAACUUCACAGCCAUACCACGGGACAUUUAUGUGUCCCAAGUUCAGCCGUACACAAAGUACUGUUACUUGCCAGACAUAGACACCUGCAGCAACCUGAAGGCAGACAAUGCGUUGCCUGAAUUCAACAUCAACAUAUCCUCGUCAGUCCCUCUUUUCUUCAAAAUGGCUUCCAUCACCACAACUACAGAUUUGCUGCCUGAAAAUAUUUGCCGCAAGGCUGUGAGCCUUUUUUGCCCCGAGUUGAUGACCCUCCAAACAUCACUUUUCCUGGAGGAGCGUACUGAGGUUUGUGGGAAAAAGACCCGCCAAAUCCAAGACGACUCCGUGAUCGUGUCCUACGAAGCCAGCCGAGUGUAUGAGGAUCAGAGCUUUGGCUUGACAUCGCCCAUUUUCCAAGGCUUCCUAUUUUUGAUCGUCUUCCUUUGGGGUUUGGCAUCCGUAGCAGAGUUUCGGAGCAUUUUGGUUUGGUGGAACGUUCUUUUGGCACAGCCUUCGUGCAGUGUUGAAGAGUGCCUCCAUGAGAAAUGGGAGGACGAUGAAGUCAUGUCUUUGGACAUUAUGGGCAUACCUCGGAAGUUCAGAGUACUAUCAAUUCUCUUGAACCUCUUGCCUCGCAGCAUCUUGCAAUGCCUGAUUUUCUUUGUUGGAAUUCAAUAUUUGCUGUCUGUUCGGAACAUCUCUGAUUUGAUCUUGAACAGCUUAGCUCUGACCUUCUUGGUGACCGUCGACGAGAUGCUUUUUGCGGCCUUUGCCGGUGAACAAAACGCUGCGUGGGUCCAAGAGACCAAGCCCGUGCCGGGCCGAUCCUUCAAAUGUGUCGACUGGGUGCUGGCAGCGACACACAUCCCUUUGGGCAUGUUCAUGUUCUUCCCGAUUUUGAUUUGGCUCUCAUACUACUUGGUUCAAAACAAGCUUGCGACCGAUGAAUUGGCUGAUGCAACAUAUUGCCUUUGUGAUUUGAGAGGCCGGGCGUGCUUCGCCCCCAGUGCUUUGUAGGGCCGAAGGACUGAAAGGACAGAAGUCUCACCCAAUUCGUGUGUCCAUUUGUUUCCGAUGAACACCUGUGGAAACAUAUGGAUAUGUUGUUCUUUGGAAUCUUCUUUGAAAUCUCAAGGAUGAAAUGCUGCUCAUUAGUAACGUAAUCAUUUCCAUAAGGAAAUGAUAUGCGACAAAGAAACGAGGACAAAAACUACCUGUAAACUGUGGCUACUGGCGGUUCAUCAGCAAGAUUAACGGCGCCGACUUGCUGAUAGUGGGUCGCAAUGC
Durusdinium trenchii is the source of this 2475-nucleotide messenger RNA. The record is from the annotation of a GenBank genome assembly. NCBI's taxonomy places the organism in Eukaryota, Dinophyceae, Suessiales, Symbiodiniaceae.